Molecule: messenger RNA, 1302 nt
Organism: Vombatus ursinus (common wombat)
Lineage: Eukaryota; Metazoa; Chordata; Mammalia; Diprotodontia; Vombatidae
Gene: SHISA8
Product: shisa family member 8
Exons: 4
Coding region: 1-1302 (433 amino acids)
Biological process (GO): regulation of AMPA receptor activity; regulation of short-term neuronal synaptic plasticity
Cellular component (GO): postsynaptic density; postsynaptic membrane; dendritic spine membrane
Source: RefSeq, a predicted model, not a curated record
AUGCCCAUGGCUCGAGCAGCGCCCUGGCGCCCGCUCCCCGGGCUGCUGCUGCUGCCGCUGCUGCUGCUGCUGGCGUCGGGCGGGACGCGGGGCCGGGCGCCUCUCGAGGCGGGGGCUCAGGACAAGGGCGAGACCAAGCCGGGUGCGGGCGGCAGCCCCAGCCCCAGCCCCAGGCCCGAGCGGGCGCUGGAGGCGCCCAGCCUGCCCCCCGGAGCGGGCGGAGACAGGUGCCUGGGCUAUUACGACGUGAUGGGUCAGUGGGACCCGCCGUUCAACUGCAGCACGGGGCCGUACCACUACUGCUGCGGGACGUGUGGCUACCGCUUCUGCUGCCGGAACGCCCCGCGCCGCCUGGACCAGAGCCGCUGCUCCAACUACGACACGCCCAGCUGGCUGCAGACCGGUUCUCCGCGCUCGUCCGGAGGCUCCCUAGACGGCGGCACGGGCGGCGGCGGCGGCUCCGGGGCGCCCAGCCCGGCUCGCGACCGUGCCCACGUAGCCGUCUACAGCGUGUGCGGGGUCGUGGCCGUGCUGGCGCUCGGCGCCAUCCUCACCCGCCUGGGACUGGACAAGGCGCACAGCCCGCGGGCCGAGCGCGCUGUGGCCAGGACUCUGACCGACCUUCUGAAACAGCCCGGGCAGAGCCCCUCGGCCGCACGGCCCCCACCCCUGGGGAGCAGUGUACAGCUGCAGAUGGGGGACAGCCUGCCUCGGGGCUCCCCCCGAAAGAGCACAGACAAAAAGCACUUGAACCAUGCCCCUCUGGGGACUCCAAUCCUGCCCUCCCUGGGGCUCGGCCCUUCUCACGGAUCCCGGCUGCACCUGGGCAACAGCAUGACCUUGCAGCCCGACUACACCAAGUACACCACCCUGAAGGCCGCCGAAAGCACCUCUGGAGAAUUCUACAAACGCUUCCCAUCGGUGGACGUGCCUGUGCCCAGCACCGUGUCCCUCCCACCCCGGGUCCCCAGGCACCACAAGGAUCUGCCCCUGCUGCUGGACGGCUGCCCCUGGGCCACGCCAGGUCCCAGGGCCAAAGGGCUAAGAAGUGGUGGUACUCGGCCAUCUGCCUCCGGGCCAAGCCCAGGGCCCCCCAGCUGCCAGGGCUGGGCCACUUCCCGGGUGCCUCCUAGGACGCCCCAUGGGUCCCGGGCCCAGCCCUCCCCAGCCCCACGUCGGGCCCCAGGCCACGCGCCCAAGCAUCAGUUCAGUGCGGAGCAGCUGAGUGAGGCCUUCAGCCACCAGCCCCCUGGGGGGCCCCGCCAUCUGACCACCAAUAGCAAGGCUGAGGUCACAGUGUGA